GCGGCAUUUUGACAUCAUGUCGACGCAAUUCCUCAAGGCCGCUGGAAGCGGCGAUGUCGAUCGUGCCAAGGAGCUGAUUCAGCACAUCCAUUUCCAGAACAAGAAGGGCGAGUCCGGUCUGCAUGUUGCGAUCGCGGAGGGCGAAUUGGGGAUGGUCGAGUUCUUGUGUAACGCUGGUGCGAAUGUGAACUUGCAAGACAAGAAGGGCGGAAACACAACGAUCAUGCUGACGUUGGCGCAACAACCGCCGCAGUACUUGGCCAUUUUGGAGAUCCUGUUAAAGCAUCAGCCCGACUUGACGCUAAAGGACUCGACAGGUCAAACCGCGCUGCACCUCGCUGCACAGUACGAGUGUGUCGACGGCGUCAAGCUGUUGCUUGCGUCCAAGUCCAACUUGGACAUUCCCGAUGCGAAGAACAUGACUCCGUUGCUCGUCGCGGUCGGCAAGCGCAACGUCGGCAUCGUCGAUCUGUUGCUCACCAGAAGCCACAGCAUCCACGCCGUCGACAUCAAGGGCAACUCGGCGCUGCACUGGGGCGUUGCAUCGUUGGACAUGACGAGUUUCUUGGUGUCCAAGGGAGCCAAAGCGUCGGUGAACGUUCUGGGCAACUCGCCUCUGCAUGCCGAAGCGCUGCGGUCCGAUGCGACUGCGGCAUGGCCGACGGACGUCGCGCAGGUCCUUCUCACGUCGUUCCCUGAGAUUGCAACGUUGAAGAAUGCCAAGGGGAAGACGGCAGACCAACUCGUGGGCGGCGUCGAGGAGACGGUUACCCCUGCGCCGUCCUCUGCCAAGGCAAAGACAUCUGCGGGAGGAGGUCGUGGCAGGAAGCAGCACGUCAAUAAUGACGACGAUGGACCGAGUGCCAUUGCGAUUCAAAAUGCCAAAGCAGGUGUGUGUUGUCGCUCUCUGCUAUGUGGCACUGAUUGCGAUGUCGGAUCGUAGCCAUGAUGGCUCGGGUGAAGGAACGUGCGCAGAAGCGGCGGUCGUUGAUCCCCGAAGAAGACACAGACCUCGUGGAACCCAUCAAGCCGCAGGACGCGCUCUCGCCCCCCGUGGCCAACACCACGAGCUCGUGGACCAUGGCACUCAUCGUUGCAGUCGUCAUCGCCUUCUUCGCCGCCGUGUACGCCAUGCUCGAAGCUUCCGCGGCCAAAUAGAGUCAACUGGACUCAUGAAGCGCAACUUCAGCUCGGCAAGAUGUAAAAUUAGGCACCGGAUAAAAACGUUGAUUAUCCGGAAUUGGGUUAUGUUGGGAUUUGUAUGCCCGUGUGUGAACGUUGGUUUGUUACUUUCGUCGCCG
Aphanomyces astaci is the source of this 1301-nucleotide messenger RNA. RefSeq lists its product as hypothetical. Gene Ontology annotation, molecular function: protein binding. Lineage: Eukaryota; Oomycota; Saprolegniomycetes; Saprolegniales; Verrucalvaceae. The transcript is spliced from 8 exons. The record is from RefSeq and is a predicted model, not a curated record. Bases 17 to 943 code for a protein of 308 amino acids. Gene Ontology annotation, cellular component: cytoplasm; nucleus.